This is a messenger RNA of Linum tenue, 306 nucleotides long. The record is from the annotation of a GenBank genome assembly. Lineage: Eukaryota; Viridiplantae; Streptophyta; Magnoliopsida; Malpighiales; Linaceae.
AUGCGGGACGAGGAGCAACCCGUGCCGGUGCAAGGUGGUGGGACCGACGGUGGGGUUUCUGGCGUUCGCGGCGGCGGCGGUGGUGGAGUGGCCGCUGGGGGCGUUCGUCUACAUAUUCAGGCACCGGAAAGGGAGGAGGAUCAUGGCCCAUCCGGCCACCGUCGUUUACCCUUCCGUCACCAAUGCCAUCCCCAUCUGAUCUGGAUGAGUGAUUUUAUUAACCACAUAUGUAAUAGUAGUAGUAACUACGAAUGUGAUCGACUACGCGCUGUGCUUAAUUUGGUUUCCGUUGUUGCUUUUGUUUAA